GCGCAGCCAGGGCGCCCCUGCUGAUUUUGAGGGUGUGUUUGAAAUCCCCACUUUGCACUACAGCGCUGAUGCCGAGAAAAUGCCUACUAUCCAGGCUCAGUUUGAAGUGACUGAAUCGGAAGAAGACACUCUUGGUCCGGAGGAGGAAGAGGAAGUGGAGGAGGAUGAGGAGGGUGAGGAGGAUGAGGAGGGUGACGAAGGUGACUUUGGUAGCGAGCGCGAGGAAGCAGUAGACGAGGGUGAACAGGGUGACGAGGAUGAGGAAGAAGGAGACGAGGAAGAAGACGACGCUGUCUUUGAGAGGACUGCUGAACAAGAGAGGGCGAACCAAAAUGCAUACAUUGAGAAGUUUUUUAGGAGGGCAAAGCAGUCCGAGGAAUUAAUCUCUUGCCUGUGGAGCAUUGUGCUGUUCCAAUCGGCUGUGGAACUAUGGACCAAACAUGCAGACCAGGAGAGAUACAAAUGCUGUGGGGAACUAAUAUACUUCGCCUCUGCACGAGAGAGCCACGAGGAUCUGGCACUUGCUUGGGUGAAUGUGGGGACGAUUUUGACCAAGUUCGUUUUGCGUCGUGCAAGCAUGGUUGUUUGGGAGCAGAAGCUAGAUUCCCAUCUCAAAAAGGCAAAUCAGAAGGGCUUCAAGGUACUUCGUGAGGAGGUCCGUGUUUCGAGGAGAGCAGAGUCACUCACCGCAGGGCCGUCUGCGUCCCAACCUGCGAAAGGUCCAGUGAGGGUCUCCAAAGGGACUUCUCCCUCAGGGUCAAGGCAGCGGGAAGGGUCACCUUUUCAUUUGCCCCAAGCGUGUGUUGGAUCCACUGCCGCAGCAGAUGCGGGCUCGGGUGUGAAAACGAAGAAGAAAAUGCUCGCGCGGAAAACGGUUGCCAAAGAUAAGAAGAAAGCGGAGGAGCCAAAGUCUGGAAAGAGGAAAACGGCGGAGAAGAAGUCCACGAAAGGGAAGGAUCAAACAGAAGAAAAGUUGCCAGUGGCGAAGGAGCUUACUCCUAACGACGAGGCUGAGAAGCUCUCUCGAAUGUGGGAGGAGUUAAAAGAGCUUAAUAACAAGAAGCUUGACGCCAACUCGUUCACCCUUCUAGCGUCCUGCCUACUUCGACCUCCUGCUGAUGACAGUGGCAAGAGACCACUGGAGGUUCGCGAGCCCGAGGAGAGGCAGGUCCGACGGAUCAUGGACUCCAUAAAGAGGAACCCUUUUGCAGACACUCUGGCUCACGUCGGCUUGAUUGAUCCUUCGCAGGCUCGUACGAAGGAAAAUGUGGAUCUCGGCAAGCUGCUCUCUGGAGGCUACAAAGUUUUCGAAGCUCGUAAGAUCGCGCACGAGCACAAGCACAUUGCAGGCUUCCACCAGGAUUUCAGUUUCAUCCAGAAACUGAAAUGCAGGCGAGCGGUGCUCGAAUCGAUGGGCUGCCAAAAGAAUGUCGCUACGAAGACUGCAUGCUUGCAGGAAAUUGGAUUUUCAAACCCAGACAAAGAUCUUCUGCAGAGGUCGGAUCCACAUUUCCAGGUCUGCAUGCGGUCCAAGGAAGUGUGGACCCUUCAGCUGAAGAUAUUCGAUAUGUGGUUGAAAGGGGAUUGUCUGGACCAGAAAAUGAAGGUCCCUACAAGGAAAAAGGCGAAAAUUUCUAGUGAUGAUAGCGAGGCGGGUGGCCCAGAAGGAACUCGGCCGGCAGCGAAGAAAAGAUUGAAGAAAUUCAAUUCUGUUGAAGUCCAACGUCAGGUACUGCGUUUCUUCAAUCCUAGAGCGCAGGUGGAGCAUGGGAAAAUUGUAGCUGAGCCAACUGACAUGCCACAUGCGCAUUGGGUGAAGAUGAGUUCUCUCGAUGACGAGUCUGUUAUUCCCAUCCUCGAACAGGUGGCCGCAAAGCAACUCUCGAUUGAUGGUAUGAGGAAGAAGUUUGAGGUGGCGAAGAGGUUUGGUCGAGUGGUUAGGUAUUUCUUAACAGAAACAAAGUCAGCAGAUUGGGCUAGCUGCAAAGAACUUUACCCACUCCACACAACCAAGGAUGUUUUGGGGCCCUUCGCCAGUAACUGGAAGCAGAAGGCGGAUGUACCUCGAGCUUUGCAACAACUUGUUGCUCGAGCGAAGGCGUGGAAGGAGCUGAAUGACAAAAGGGAGGCCGAAAGUCGAAGAACAAGGUCUAAACUCGUCGUCUCAGAAAAAGCUGGUACUCACUUCUUGGAUUGGACGGAGGUGAAAUAUAAAGAACACUGCGGCAACGUGAAAGUCUUGGAAGGCGAUAUGAUAGAUUUGAAAAACUUGACAGAGAAGUUGCUUUUCUCUCUGAUUAUCUGCGACUUCCCGUACGGGUUUAAUCUGCCAAUGUCCUCUGGCGAUUUUGUUCCUUUUCCUGAGGAGUACAUUGUUCAGGUCCUUGAGAACAUCAAGGAGGUAUGCAGUGGACCGUUGUGGACAAUUGUCAGAUUCUGCUCUCUGGACAUGCUGCCCUCGGUUCGGCAAGCGUUCAAGAUGGUUUGCAAUGCAGGAGAGGAGGUGGUCACGUGGUGCAAGCUGAAUGUCAUGAACACAGGAGGGCCUCGUCUUGUGAGCGCGACAGAAUUUUGUGUCAUCGGCUACUACAGCCAAAGUGGUUCUCGAGAGGCAGCUCAUUACAAUUUUGCCAGCACGGACCCCAGGCACAACUACAGGCUGUUCGAUGUUGUCAUGAAGAAGUAUAUUCAUCCGACCGACCUCAGAUGUGCAAUCGCCAGCGUUUUCUGCAACAGGAAUUGCCUGGUGGUUGACAAGUGCCCGCGCUGCAUCAAGGGAAUCCGCGCUCGCAUUCUGAACGAUAUUGGUCCUACGAUUAAAAGAGAAAGCAGGCGCGAGGCAGCAACAACGCUGACCACUGCUGCAGCAGUAGCAACAGCAGCCGAACCAGCAGCAGCAGGACCACCCGCAGCAGAAGCACCACCAGCAGGAGCACCAGCACCAGCACCACCAGCAGCAGCACCAGCACCAGCAGCAGCAGCAGCAGCAACAGCACCAGCAGCAGCACCAGCAGCAGCAGCAGCACCAGCACCAGCACCAGCAGCACCAGCAGCAGCAGCAACAACAAAACCACCCGCAGCAGCAGCAGCAACAGAACCACCCGCAGCGGCAACAGCAAUACCACCAGCAGUCGUAGCAGCAGCAGUAGCAGCAGCAGCAGCAGCAGCAGCGAGCGCACAAAAAAUUGCGGACGUGGGGGGAGACGAAGACGAGGAGAAGGAAGAAGAAGAAGAAGAAGAUGAGGAAGAGGAAGAAGAGGAAGAAGAGGAAGAAGAGGAAGAAGAGGAAGAUGAGGAUGAAGAGGAAGACGAGGAUGUUCAGGACGCAGGCAGGGCACGGAAGAGGAGGAAAAAGGAUAGUUGGGUGGAGAACAUUCCCAUCUUCCUUCUUGCCUCGACGAAAAUGGUGCCCAACAAAUUCCAGAUUGAGAACAAGAGGCUGGCAACAGCGAGCAAAAAAGGUUGCAGGGUUUUCAUUGGAGAGCUCGGUGAAUACUUGGAUCCACGUCUUAAGACCAGGCUUCUUCCGUUCAGGUACCCAAUCGUUGAGCCGACGUCGACCCCAGGCCCGUCGAAACGGAAGCAAGGCAAGCGGAGAACGCCUCCUCCAGUUGUAGUCUCCCCGCAGACGUGUGUCGAGUCCUCGGCAGUUCUGGAGAAAGGUUCGGGCAAAGCUCCGCAAGACGAGCUGGGUGCGAAGCCAAAAGCUCCGAAAAAGAAAGUACCUGCGCCGAAAGUUGUGGCGUCUUCGAAAGGGAAAGGCAAAACUCCGCAAGACGAGCUUCAAGUUCCUCGAGGUCUUGUUCCCGGCGAACUCGACGACGAGUUGAUACGGGCCUGGAACGAGCUGGAGAGUUUAAAGGAGAAGAAAAUUUCCCAAGAGCCUUUUUACCUGCCCAUGUCGUGUCUACGACGACCGCCGGAUGACGAAACGGGAAACAGGCCACUCGAGAUUCGGGAGCCCGAAGAGGACCACGUUUCCACAAUCAUGGAUUCGAUGAUUACUUGCCCGACUGGGGAUCAUCUUCCCUUCGUUGGUGUCGUCGAUCCGUCGGAGGUGAAAGAUAAGAAGGACGUGGAUCUGGYCCGGUUGCGCAAAGGUGGCUACACCAUUUAUGUUCUUAGAGGUGGACAUUGCCGGGAGGCGAGGGAGCGCCUGCAGAAGAUUUACCCUGACAAGGAGGAUUACAAAUGGAAUGUGUGCUAUGUCUAUGCGGGCCUGACUACGGAAGAAGCGAGGCAGAUGUGGCAGAAGGGGGAGGUCAAGAACCAGAAACUCAAGCCUCUUGCGAAAAGUCAGAUCCGCACAGACGUCGCUCCAGAGUCCAGCGAGUCGGAGGGUGGCAAGAAAAAACGCUGGGCGAGAAAGAUGGACAGGGCUGUUGCAAAGCAGCAAGAGAUGGCGUUCUUCAAUCCUCGCCUAAAAUUGAAGGACAACAAAGUUGCUUCGGCCCCGGCUGACAUGCCUGCGCAGUCGUGGAUUACGAUGGGCAAUAUCCCGCACGACGCUAUCAUCCCCAUCUUGACGGAAGUUGUGUCCAAGCAGAUCUCCCUGGAAGAGAUGGAGAGGAAGUUCAAGGUCGUGAAGAAGUUUGGCUGGUUUGCAAAGGCCUUCUGCGAUGGUGUCAAAUGCAAAGACUUCAAAACCGCAGAGGAGUUGUAUCCUUUGCACACCAAGAAGGAGGUUAUCGAGCCAUUCAUUGGGAGUUUUGAGAGGCGAGGGGCUAAACCCACUGCUUUGCUAAAUCACAUUGAACGAGCGAAGGAGUGGAGGAAGAUGGAGGACAAGAGGAUUAAAGAUGCACAAAGAGCGAGUCACGAUUUCUUCCGGGCGUAUUCCCUGGACGACCCUUUCGCGGACUGGACUGACGUGAAGUACGAAGGGUGCUCGGGGCAGUUCAAGGUCAUUCAAGGCGAUAUGUUGCAUUUGGCACAGUUGCAAAAGGACAAGGUGCCGAUUUCCCUUUCCAUCUUCGAUUUGCCCUACGGCUUUGCGCACAAAGGACACGCGCGUGACACGGAGCCAUUCCCGGAGAGUGACAUUGUCGCUAUGCUCCAGAAUGUCAAGGAGGUUUCGAGCGCAUCACUCUGGACAGUCGCUGCUUUCUGCUCUGUGGACAUGCUAUCCUCAGUGAGGUCCGGGAUUGCAAAGAUCUGCAAUGCUGGUCAAGAGCUUGUCACGUGGUGCAAGCCGAACAUGACGAAUCCCGGUGGCCCGAGACUUAUCAACGCGACGGAGUUCUGCGUUCUGGGGGUGCUUUGUCUGUACCAGAAACCUUAUGCAUUGUAUUCCUGGUUGGUCACAAAGUUCUCUCCACCAGGCGCCACCGUUUUGGAUGGCUUUUCGGGCUUGGGUACGGGGGUCAUUGCUUGCGUGAUGGCGAACAGGAACUGUCUUGUCGUGGAGCUGGACAGGCGGUGUGUGAAGGGAAUCCGCAUGAGGCUGCUCACUGACCUCGAAGGGACGUUGCAGAGAGAAAAGUCAAAAGAGGGGAAGGGUAAGUCGAAGGAACAGCACCCUGAUGCGGACGUUGAGGUGUCUGGGGAUCACGGCUUCGAGGAGGAAGAGCGACAUGUUGAGGAAGCCACGGCGACGGAGGCUUCCGGCCAGGACAUGACACAGGAGACAUGGGAGCCCAUGCCGAGAUUGAUUGCAACCGAAGCCAAUCUGCCGGCAGGAUCUGACCAGCGUGAGGAACCGCCCGUGGUAGUACCUCCAGAGGAGCAGCUGGCACGAAGCCAGGACUCAAGUCAGGCCACAAGGGCAGAAACACGAGGUCAGGUCAUCUCCAAACAGAUCUCCCUCGAAGAAAUGGAGAGGAAAUUCAAGGUCGUCAAGAAGUUUGGCUACGUCGCGAAGACCUUCUGCGAUGGCGUGAGGUGCAAGGACUUCAAAACUGUUGAACAAUUGUAUCAUUUGCACACCACAAAGGAGGAAUUCGGUCACCUCGUCAGAAAUCUCUUCACGAUGCCUGCUGGGGGUUCAAAGAGGAAGCGAGAAGCGUCACAUACCACUCCACCGCAAUCAGUGGGCGCAGCAGACACAAGUUCUGGGAUUAAGAAGAAAAAAGUGAAGAUCUUGGCGAAGCCAUCGACGUCCUUGAAACACAAGGGGAAUGUUCAACAAAACCUGCAUUUGUCGGCGGAGCUCGCUGAAGAUGAGAAGUCUGAGGAGCUCGCACGUAUGUGGAAGGAGUUAGAUGAGGAUGCUUCUAAAAAGAUAUUAGCGAACUCCUUUCGUCUCCGCAUGGACUGUUUGCACAGACCGCCUGAGAACCUGCAGGACCAAAGACCCCUCGAGAUCCGUGCACCGAACGAGGUACAUAUGCAAACAAUCAUCGUUUCGCUCAAGAAGAACCAUUUUGGGUGUCCUCUUCCUUUUGUUGGUCUAAUCGACCCGGAGGAACUCCGUCUUGUAGUGAAAGUGCGCGACGGAGCCAAGGAAGCUGAAGAGUUCUCCAGCGGGAAGUUCGAAAUAUUCAGUGUUUUUGAUCUUCUUGAACUUGAACACGUGAUUCGCGAAUCGUACACAGACGAAGUCGGAAAGGCAGUAGUUCUUGAGCGGAUGAUCGAGACUUACGAUUGGAAGGAGUUUGUAGAACCACAUUUGUUGAAGGUGAACGACAUCAGUUUCAACCAGCAUUUCAGGAUCAAAAAAAAUUACGGAGGAGAAGUACCGCUCUGGAGCAAGCAGUACCACAAUUCGCUUUGGCAGCCGAACGACACCGAAGGUUUGAAUCUCUUUCAUUCAAAGCCAACAAGCGAGAUUUUGGCUGCUCCUCGAUAUUCGAUACGGUCUUUGGAAGGUCGGUUGAGGCCAGCUUGUGACAAAGAAGAAGUGGAUGGUACGGGGCUGGAAGGGGACGGUGAAGAAUGUGUACAACGCACUCUGUUAAUUAAUGCAUUGAACGCUAAUCUCGAUGCAUUCUUCAGAUACAUUCAACCCGAUAACGUCAUUUGGUGGAAACAUUUCAUCGAAUGUCAGAAAAAUACGGAUUUCAAUGACAGGAGCCUGAAGGUUCCUUUCUUCUGGCCGACAGUGCCGUCGGAAGGGCCUUGCGAGGACAGCGCGAAGCCUCUGGAUGAAGAUGAGAUUUCUCGGAAUUUGGCUCACCUCUUUCCACAAGAAAGACCAGUGUAUGUUGGUGCGCGGAAGACCAAACAGUACAGAAUGGAAAGAAAGGGACGCUACGAGGACUUGGAGAUCGGGAAGUUCAUUGCACUUCGAGCCUUCCUUGAUGAGGAGGAACGAGACAAACCCUACCACGUAGGCAAGGUUGUGGAGUUACUUCUAGAAGAGCGUUUCAAGGUUGCUUGGUAUGCUCAAAAGGAAAAAGGAGAAGCGUACUUACCGUUCUACAAGCCGACUGCGAGAGGAAAGUCUGGACGUGAGGUCGCUAAAGACAUUUUUGAUUGGAGUUGUGGCAUUCUGUGUUACUGAAGACAUUUUUGAUUGGAGUUGUGGCAUUCUGUGUUACAACUUUACUCUGAAGGCAGACAACACUCUGUUCGCUGCCACAAGGAAAAAGAUCUGCGAAAUGUUAAACGCU
This is a messenger RNA of Chara braunii, 7550 nucleotides long. NCBI's taxonomy places the organism in Eukaryota, Viridiplantae, Streptophyta, Charophyceae, Charales, Characeae. The record is from the annotation of a GenBank genome assembly.